CAACAAACUAUUUCGCAGAUGGACACCGAAAUGGCGUCACGACUGAAAAAAAGACGCAUGGAGGGAAAUGUAGAAAGGGAAUGGUUAUAUGCAAUAAUGAAAAUCUGCACUUACCUAGACGAGUCGCAUAUUACUCUAACCCCGGUAAAAAUAGAAUGUUGUAAUGCUCUAUCUGCUACAUCGUUCCCCAAGGCAUUCUGUGACACCAAACCUUACGAAGCACGUCUCUUAUUUGGUGAUGUGUUCCAGAAUGGCAUAUCAGUUUUAAGAGAUUUUGAAGAGAGUAAAAAGGUUCCAGAGGACAGACAAACACUCUUUAUUUUUAAUAAAUUGAUGGAUUUUCUAAGUGGAGGUAGAAGCCUCAACAUUUUGGAUCCUUUGAAACUCCGGUCGAUCUCAGACUCUGAGAUGACAGUACUUGUGGCCAAUCAUCUACUGGGGAAAUUAACAGCUUCUUCCUGCUACCUGAUUGACAGUAAUUGUAGUGGGAAAAGAGGAGAUCAUUGUUUUUGUGGAAAAGAUGUUUGUAAAUUGACAGGAAACUAUGGAGAUACCAGUAUAGGAAAUCCAGAAGUGUGGCAUGGGAGUUUAGACAUCAUCAUCCACAAUGACGUGGCUGUGGAGGCACUCGAUGAACAGCCAAACACUUCAGAGACCCCUGGUGGGAAAUCUCCUGUUGAAGUGAAGGUCAAGGCUACUCGCUUGAAAAACACACAAAUCAUUGCACAAACUAUAGUUUUUUCUUUUCUCCAGAAAAAGAGGCAUCCAGACCGUGAACAUUUUAUAACCCCCUGUAUAGGGAUAGGACGUUCAGAGCUGAUAGUCAUGCUUUAUGAUUCGGAGCAUGAUGUUUUACUAGAGAGUUCUACUAUACCUCUCUUUGAAAAUGAGUUUUCUUGUGAAUUUUCGUAUUGUGCUAUUCUUGUCUCUUGGCUAACAGUUAACUAUCAGUAUUUUUGUAGUGGUUUAGUUGAAAAAUACAAAAUGUAUAAAAGCAAUUUUUUUGAUAUUGCAAAAGAGAAAAUCACUGUAUAUGAAGAAAAACUGCAAUUUCAGAAUGUCAACAGUUGUCAAUUUCUAGAACUAAGAUUUAAAAACCCUCCUGUUAAUAUAAAACCUGAUGUUUCUCCAUUUAUGCAUGAAACUCAGAAAGCAUUAUUUGAUAAGUACUUGAGAUUGAAUAGAUCUGAUGACAAAGGUUCUGAUGAGAAAAAUUAGGAUGAAUUCUCAAUAUGUUGAAUAUCUGCCCACCCACUAAGUUGUGAAUAAGAUAACAUACACAAAGACCGUGUUGUUAUUCUUCCAACGCUAUACAUACUUCCUUAUUCUCCCAACGUUAUACAUACUUCCUUAUUCUUCUAACGUUAUAUAUACUUCCUUAUUCUCCCAACGUUAUACAUACUUCAUUAUUCUCCCAACGCUAUACAUACUUCCUUAUUCUUCCAACCUAUACAUACUUCCUUAUUCUCCCAACGUUAUACGUACUUCCUUAUUCUCCCAAUGUUAUAGAUACUUCCUUGUCAGAUUAAGUGAUGUUUAUUUUAAUUUUUCAGAAAGUUUUGGAUAUGAUUAAAUUUCAUUAUCAAUCCAAAAUUACUUCAAUUUAAAAUUAUUAGGAUCAUGGGCCAAAAAGAGCACCAAUUUGAAAAAAUUUAAUGUUUUAGAAAUUUAGCACUUCCUAAGCUGAUACAUUUAUUUUUGCAUUGUCCGACCCUCCAAAGAAUAUAUUGGAUGAAAUAAAUAGUGGUUUUUUUAAAUUGAUUUGGGGAAAUAAGACAUAAAAGAUGAAAUACACUCAUAAGUAGUUAUGAGUAUGGUGUAUUAAACAUGGUUCACUUACCCACUUUCAUUUGAAUUCAUAUAUCAAAUUGAAAUGGGUUAAAAGGUACCUGACCAGCAUUUUUUACAUUGCAUUUCUAACCAUAAGAAUAUAGAGUUUAAUUUCUGUUUAUCAAAAAAAAAAAAAUACAUCAAGAAUUUGUGGGGUUUUUUUUUUUUUAUUGAUAAUGAUUUUUGGAGAGAUAUUAUGAAAGUAUUACAAAAGGUUAAGAAAAGUCUUAUCAUGUGUUAAACUACCGGUGUGUAGAUAUUAGACAUGAUUGCUGUGUAAAAAAAAAAAGGGGGGGGGGGCAUUUAAACAAAAUGUGUUGAUAAUGGUGUUAAAAACUUAGGUGUCUGAAAAUGGAAACAUUAGCUGUUUUAAUGAAAUAUUGGUACUAUUAAUUUUUUAGAUUACAUGUACAUGUAUAUUCCUGUGAUAUCAAAAAUACCCUCAAAAGUCAAAAGAGAUAUCAUUGCAUUGAAAGAAAUUAUAAUUUACGAAAAUUAUGAACAUAUUGAAAAAUGUAUUGUACAAAAAUUGUUGUCCACAUGUGAUGUCAAAUUUUUACAUGAAAUUUUGAAGUUUUAUAGGAAUAAUAAAUAUGAAGAAGAAUCGUCUUG
This is a messenger RNA of Ostrea edulis (European flat oyster), 2442 nucleotides long. RefSeq lists its product as uncharacterized. Bases 19 to 1218 code for a protein of 399 amino acids. The transcript has 3 exons. NCBI's taxonomy places the organism in Eukaryota, Metazoa, Mollusca, Bivalvia, Ostreida, Ostreidae. The record is from RefSeq and is a predicted model, not a curated record.